Indicator indicator is the source of this 1302-nucleotide messenger RNA. RefSeq names its product abhydrolase domain containing 15 (gene ABHD15). The record is from RefSeq and is a predicted model, not a curated record. Bases 1 to 1302 code for a protein of 433 amino acids. Gene Ontology annotation, molecular function: short-chain carboxylesterase activity; monoacylglycerol lipase activity. The transcript has 2 exons. NCBI's taxonomy places the organism in Eukaryota, Metazoa, Chordata, Aves, Piciformes, Indicatoridae.
AUGCCCCCCGAGGGGUUGGUGGCUGUGGCUCUGGUCCUUAUUGGCCUGGGCUUUCUGGCCUGCUGCUUUUGGGCAAGAAGGCUGGAGGUGCCUGGAGACUGGGGAGAGGAAGAAGAGGGGAUCCCCUUCAUCGCCAAGGAUGGCUCAGAGUGCUGCCGGCUGUUCUGCAAGCCCUCAGCACUGGCCCAGCACCUGGUACGGGGCUUGGGGCGGUCCGUGGUGCUGUGGGGGGGCUGCUGGCUGUGGCCAAACUGGCCCCAGCUCCAGAUGCUGCAGCAGCUCCUGCAGCUGCCCAAGCCAGAGCCAGCAGUGGCUCGGGAGUUCUUACAACUGUCUGAUGCUGGACUGGUGGCCCUGGACUGGCUGGUUGGGCCACAGGGGGCUGGGAGUGACAAUGGUGGGGGGGGCCCAAGCUCGGUGCUGCUGCUUAUCCCCAAUGCUGCUGGGAAGGUGACUGGUGGGCUCCUGCAGCUGGGGCUGCAGGCACUGGAGCAGGGCUUCAUCCCUGUCAUCUUCAACCGCCGGGGUCACAAUGGCUGCCCCCUCACCACCCCCUGUCUCCAGCCGUUCGGGGACCCUGGGGAUCUGCGGGAGGUGGUGACCUACCUGCACUGCCGGCACCCCACUGCCCCACUUCUGGCUGUCAGUGAGGGCUCAGGCUCAGGGCUGCUGCUCGCCUACCUUGGGGAGAGUGGCUCCUCCAGCCACCUGGCCGCUGCUGCCUGCAUCUCUCCCAUCUUCCGUGGUCGGGACUGGUUUGAGGCCAGGAUGCCCUGGCUCUAUGAGUGGCCGCUGCUGCUGCACCUCAAGCGGGGACUCAGCAGGUAUGUGGGGUCCUUGGCCAAGGUGGUGGACGUAGACAGGCUGCUGGGUAGCCGCUCGCUGCGGGAGCUGGAAGAAGCCCUCUUCUGCUGGACCAAGAGCAACCCCAGCAGCUGGGAGGCCUACUGGGAACACAACGAGCCCCUGCGUGAUGCCGACGAGGCGGCGGUGCCGGUGCUGUGUCUCUGCAGUGCUGAUGACCCUGUCCGCGGCCCCCCGUCCUGCACCCUGCCCUUCGAGCUCUUCCGCAGCAGCCCUUACUUCUUCCUGCUGCUGACCUCGCGUGGAGGACACUGCGGCUUCCCCCAGCAGGGACCAGGACACAGCUGGGGCCACGAGGCCGUGCUGGAGUUCUUCAGGGCCAUGAUGGAGUUCUUGCGGGCAGAGGAACGAAGGAAGGGGCUGCUGCGGUCCCACAGGUUUGGGGGUCCUACUGUCAAGCCCCCCAUUUUCACCUGGCAGAGGUCCUACACCCGGUAG